Messenger RNA from Xenia sp. Carnegie-2017, 1287 nucleotides. RefSeq lists its product as uncharacterized. The record is from RefSeq and is a predicted model, not a curated record. The coding region runs from base 220 to 627 and encodes 135 amino acids. The transcript is spliced from 6 exons. NCBI's taxonomy places the organism in Eukaryota, Metazoa, Cnidaria, Anthozoa, Malacalcyonacea, Xeniidae.
UUUACCGGGCCACACAUAACAGAUUAAGCGGAAGUCUUAUUUAUUGUUGCGAUUAGGAAAAGAGCAUUCGUAAGCUUAUAUUUCCUCAGAGCUUUUGAACAUGCAAGUGAUAGUCGUAGGAAAUUUGUUUGUUUCAAUUCUUGGGUAAUUGAACAAGCUUCAACGAGAAAAUUGUUCUGGAGAUAUUAGAAAGAAACAGAGGUAUCUGCAACUGUCAAAAUGCAAUCAUCCUAUGUGGCCGCCUUUAUCAAUGCUACGGUGUCAAUGGCAAUUGCUAUCGUAUUUUUUAUCCCAGUUUAUAUAUCUCUGCUUGAAUUACCCGAUGGAAAAGUUAUGCACAAGGAAGAGACGUCAAAGGAGCGCGAUGGUUCAAAUACAAAUGCCCAAACGUUUCUUCAACAACCGCCAAUUUUGAUAGCUGGGAAAGGCUCGAGGGAAGAUGAAGCAGAAAGACUAACACAAGCGUUUCUCGACGUUCAAGUCACGUGUGACCAACUCGGGUUGCCAGGAUCACCUCAUCACGUCAUGACAGAAAUGGUGAAGAUCUACGAUGGAAAUCGUAUGUUUGCGUUGAUGGGAAGUACGGUUUGCAAAAACAUAACUGUCUGGUGUAUGCGUUCGGGAUAAAGCACGAGUGGAAGAAGUUUGCAGAAACAAUGCACAAAGAUUUUGGUUGUCUGGUACACAGUUUUGAUCCUGCGUUGGAUCACAUUGAUCAUUAUUAUACAAAAAAUUGCGUUUUUUCAAUGCAAGAUUAUCAUAUAAAGACCAACAAGCUCAGUACAGGGUUCCUGGGCCACCAGGCUGGAAAUACAGACGGUUUCUAACCUUGAUAAAAGAGCUGCACUUUGAUUUUUCAUCAAUUGAUCAUAUGCGUCUUGAUAUAACCUUGGAUCUUUGGCCGGGUAUGUCGAGCAUGUUAGGAGAUGGCAGCCUUUUGACGUAUGUAAAACAGCUGAGUCUGGAGUAUGACCUAAACAGAAAAAACGCCACUGAACUUCGUGAAAUGUUCACGAUUACCCAAUGGUUAAAAAAACAGGGAUUUUUAUUGGCUCACGUGCAGCCUACGUUAUUGAGUGGAGCGUCGCAUUCCCUUCUCUUUGUAAAUACGAUAUUGGAGGAAGCUCAAAAGGCCGUACGAGCAUUUGUUAAGUAAAUUAUAUAUUUUGAAAAUAAUGCAGGGUGAUUUGACGAUACACUUGCCAAUUUGAGGACAAUUUAUAUAGUAAAUUAUAGUAAUUAACAUUGUGAGUAUUGUCAUUGAAAUAAAGCAAUUGGGAGGGCCUA